AUGAGUCGUCCAAGUCGCCUCGUUCUUCUUCUUUCCCUUAUUCUGAUUGGAGAUUCAGUUGCCAAUGAUUACAACAACCCGAGUUCCCAUCAACCAACUGUAACAUCUUCACCAAUUCAUGUAUCUGAGCAGCAAUCAGUUCGAAACUACCAGCAACAGCAGCAACAACCGUCAGUGCUGACUCAAUCUUAUCAAGUAUUGCCAGAGUCAAGAAACUACUAUCAAUAUCCACAGUAUCUUCCAACUCAUCAUGGUUAUUCAAACAUUCAAACUGUUGGACAACCAUAUCAAAUGUACGGAUCAUCUUCUGGCUCCAAUUCGGCAUCAAGCAUUGUAUCGGGUGGAAACUCUGAAGGAUACGGAUACUCAGCUCAAUCUCCUAUUCCAACACUCGCUCCUACUCCAGUCACUGUUCCAGAACGUCAUCGUCCUUACUCUCCUUCCCCAACUCCUGCAUCUCCAUUCUCUGAAAACCGCGAGCGUGAGAGCCAACACGGUCGUGCUCCAGGACAUCAAGCUCCGUCGUCUCAAGGACGAAGAUUCCCAGCUCCACCACCAUCUCCCUUCAUGAUUCAUCCAAAACCUGUUCUCUCGUACGGAGCUGCUAAUCCAUUCCUUGCCAAUUUGCCACCAGCUCAAGGUGUUUACGGUUCUCCAGUUGAAUCUUCUCACAGAGGUGACGCAAUUCGAGCAUUUUCUGAGCUCAAUCCCGAGAUUGCAGGUUACGAUGGAUCGUCUGGCGCCGCUCCAGCUCCACCCCCAGGAUCCUCUGCAUCGGUCGAUGACACAUGGGAAGCAUUGGAAGCAUCGAUUGAUGCUAACACCAGAAGACGUCAUCGUAACUUCUAA
Caenorhabditis remanei is the source of this 849-nucleotide messenger RNA. RefSeq lists its product as uncharacterized. The coding region runs from base 1 to 849 and encodes 282 amino acids. The transcript has a single exon. The record is from RefSeq and is a predicted model, not a curated record. Lineage: Eukaryota; Metazoa; Nematoda; Chromadorea; Rhabditida; Rhabditidae.